AUGAAAGAUCCAUUUGAGAGGACGAAGGUGGUGCUCCGGCGCCUGCCGCCGGCGAUCUCUCAGUCCGCGUUGAUGGAGCAGAUCGACGGCAAGUUCGCCGGUCGUUACAAAUGGUUUUGCUUUCGCCCAGGGAAGAACAGGUGAGGGCAUAUUUUCCCUUUUAUUCGUCUAUAUGCUCAAUAUUUAGGUUUUCUCUUCGUAGUAAUUUUGUACGUUCAGUCUACGAGGUGAAUAGCACGAUGCCGAUGUUAAGGGGUUAUAAAUUUCUAGGUUUUUUUUUCUUGUCUGUUGUUUCUCUAACCAGGAUAUCCUUCGAGAACAUCUGGGGGAAAAGAACAUUGACCAUUGGGGUCAUAGGUUUCACCGUUAAUCAUAACGUUUACCUCUUCAUUUACGUGAGUAGCACCGUCAGUAUUGUGUUUCUCGUCCAUAUUUGAACAAUUAGGAGCAAUCGUCGUACCUAUGUCAGUAGUAUAUUUUCUACAAAAUGGCUGGGAAAAUGCCAAUUUUUAUACGUGUAUCAUGAGCCUGAUAUUAUUGUGAGAUAAGUGAUUGUAUUAGAAGUGGGCAGCUUGUAUUGAGUGGAACGGGAUGGAAUGAUACAGACAUUGUCGACUGUUGUCCAAAAAUCGAGUAGCAAUUUCUCGAAGUUUCAAGAAUCUCGUAAUAUUCAGAAAUUUUGAAGAAUUACUUUAUUAUAAAAAAAGCUAAAAUUAGAUGUUUUUUUAAGAGUGAUUGUUGAUAAUUUUUUAUGACGUGGAUAAGGCUGUUUCGUCUGAGAGUCUGGAUAUUUGAUUUUUUUGUUUUUUUCGGCUUCUUGGAAUCAUAUCCUAUUGUUUCAAAGAAUUUAAUUUCUGAAGAGAGUCAUUCAGUGAAUUGUUGUACAUUUGGUAUGAAGUGGGUGGAAAUUGAAGCUAUCAUCUCCACUUAUUUCUCUUCAGAUAUUCUACUUAUUUUACGGGAAGGACAAAGAAGUAGAUUUCGUCUUCGAAAGUUAUUCUUUGUUUUCGACAUGUGUAUGGUUCCAUCAUGAGAGUUUGCUUUAUACCAUUUCUGGGAAUGGGAAAAACAAGGAGGUGUUUUCUGUGCCUGUAUUUUUAUUGAGGACUUUUAAAUAUAUCCACAGGGGUGUUUUGAAACGUUGUACCUUAUUAAAUGUCUUCUUAUCAGAGUGUAAGGAGUGAAUUUUUCUUUUGUUGGACAUUAACUUUUUUCACAUUAUCGUGUAGAAUCUUCUCGAUGAUAUGUCAUCAAUCUCUGAUGAUGUUUCCCUCUAAUAAAUGCAAAUAUCUAAUCCGGUACCAACUUGACGUCGCUUGAUGCUUUUGUUCUUAACUAAGAAAAUAUUGAUGAUCAGGACAUCCCUUCCGUGUUCUGUGCGAAACCUUUUAGCUUGCAUAGCUUGCUGUCUCAGGAAAGAAGAUUGGUAUAUUUCCUUAGCCAUCUCUGCUGAAUAUAACACCAGUUAAAAUCCUUGUCUUCACAUCUGGUUUCUCUUUUCAGAAAGUCACUGUCUUAUAUUAUUACAAUCAAGUAAAUUGUGAAUUGCCAAAACAUUCCAAUGUUCUUCAUUCUAAGAUUAGCUUUAUUGAUAUCUGUAUUCAGUCAGAAGAACCAGCGGCUUUCUCGUGCCUACAUUGACUUUGAAAAGCCUGAGGAUGUUGUCGAAUUUGCUGAGUUCUUUGAUGGACACUUAUUUGUCAAUGAGAAGGGUAACCUGAUCUCCCCUGUCAGCUUCGUUUCUUGGCAAAUCAUUUGGUUUGUAUUCAGUUUACUGCUGAAGGAAAACGAAAAUAUCUUCUUCUGUCGUCUCUUAAAGUUAUUAUUCAUUAUUUCAGGUACUCAGUUUAAGGCCCUUGUAGAAUAUGCACCAUCACAACGUGUUCCUAAGUUAUCCAAGAAAGAUGGCCGUGAGGGGACCAUAUUCAAGGGUAUCAUUCUUUAUUUGAUUUUACCUUUUUUCGGCACUUAUCCUAAUUUUUUGGGCCGUGUAGUUUACCUGCUCCGACUCUCAUAGUGCAGCCUUCUUCUGGUUUAAUGACAAGCAGUUAUUUAUUGAAUAACUAGAUCCUGAGUAUGCGGCGUUCCUUGAGCAUCUUUCAAAGCCUGUCGAGAAUCUUCCCAGUGCAGAGAUACAGCUGGAAAGAAGGGAAGCUGAAAGAGCCGGUUAGUAUUUUUUUAUUAACUAUGCGAAUGGCCUGAUACUUGGAAAAAGACUUCAAAAAUUCUGUGCAAUGAAACCCACAAGCCAGCAUCAUUGGCCACCACUCUAGUUUUCACCUGGGACUAUCCAAAAUUCAACAGGGUGCAGAAUUGUACGAACCCUGACUUGCCUCUGAUGCACAAUUGUGUAGCAACGCUAGUCAAAGAUAUUGAACUUGCUAUUGGUAUUGAUUUAUAAAUAUCGGAGGUGUCAAAGAACAGGAAAAUUAAGUUUCACUCGAUUUAGGGAAAUAAAUCCUGUCCUGUGAGGGUUGGGAAUUUAUUUCACUAUAUUUUAGGCUAAUGCUUGGGUGAUAACAAGAUAUUAUUUUCCAUUUAUGAUCUUGUUAGGUGCAGCUAAGGAUAUGCUCAUAGUUACACCGUUGAUGGAAUUUGUUCGACAGAAAAGAGCUUCGAAGAGCUCAUCUCAGGUAUAAAUGUUUUCUUUCUGCACUACUUGCAAAAAUCGUGGGUGUUGCAUUUUCGUAGAACCUUGUUUUUGAAUUGUUUAUGAUGUCAGUUUUCUUCUCACGUGUAUGUAAUCUUGUUCUUGAGUAUGCGCUUUUUUUAGAUAAGAGAAACUUCCAUUCCUUUGUCCAAUGUAGUGCCUGGUUAUAAAUUUAGAUCUGUAUGCAGUGACCUUAUGAACUGAGAACUUAUUAGUUCUCUGCAACAUGGAUAAUUGGGGAGCGUGAUAGGUUUUCUUAGACAUGGCCUGGAAUACACUUGACUAUCUGAGGCUCAGGGCUCUGUUUUGCGGGGAUUUUCGAGACAUGAUUGCUCUUUUGUUUUGAACUUAUAUCAUAGCUAAAGUGUGCUUGAUUAAGUCAUGCGAGCAAGUUUCUUGGCAUAGUCAUGCCUUGGAAUCUUGAACAAUCUGGUCGGACUGUUUUUUUAUGGUUGUCCUUGAAAAUAGAUAUGUUAGUACUUUCUUGGUGUUUUCUAGUUUCUACUCUAUACACAUCGUCUUUCUGUUAAAUAAGGUUUUCCGCAUUUUCAUUUGCAUAAAAAUUAUGCCAUUCUAUGGUGAUGGUUUUUCAAAAAUCAUACACUUGACAUGAUCUUGUCCAUAUGGCAAUUUAGUUUUGGAGGGAAGGGCAGUUUGUGUUGGGAGGGGAUGGAACAACUGGAUAAAGCAAUAUUUCUGGGUAAGCAGAUGUGUAUUUUUCACGAUUUCAGUGGUAAAGGAAGACUAUUUCGUUUCCAUGUGUGUAAAAGAGUUGGCACAAAUGAUCAUGAGUAAGAAUGCAAAGUUUUACAGGUUUAGUCAAAAAGGAAUUCACGCCUUGAGAAAAUACAAUGUCAUCCUUUGUGACUUAAGAAGAUCAACAACUUUGAGGCAAUAAUCUCUGGGCUUUCUGGCUAAACCAUGCAUUCAGAAAAUUCCAUAGUUUAUCCCAUUAACUAGUUCUUAGGUUCUGAUAGACCCAUUAAUGUCCUCCUUUAUCUCUUUUUGUUGAUCUGUUGAUCUGAUUGUGUUAUACCAAAAUGUCUCUCCUCCUAUGAAUAUUGUUGAGACUGGUGAAUUGAUUCUUCAUCGUGAAUAAUAGUUUUUGACGAAAAGCAUUAUGACUGAAGCUUCUCCAAGUGACAACAAGUUGGCUGUUAUCUAUGCGUGCCCUGUAUUGUGCACUAUCGAGUUUGUAGCUUCUCGUUCGCAUGUUCUAACCGUUGUCUUGAUACAUAUCAGAAGUCAUCGGCUAAUGGAAAGGCUAGUCGAAGAUCUGGAGGAACAAGCAGCGCUAGUCCAUUGUCAUCUAAGCGAGCCUCUGAGAAGAAAAAGCACUCUACUCCUGUUGUAAGUAGCUUAGUUUUUACACUGAUUUCAGUGAUUCAUAAAUAACUAGGAUUUAGGUUCUAUAGUUUAAGUUGUCGCUGGUUUUUACCACGUAGUUGGAUUCUUACUAUUUUAUUCUUCUCUUUGAUUCUAAUUAGGAUUAUGUAUUUUUUGCCUAUGUACUUUAAAUGCUUAUUGAUUUUAUAUCUUAGUUGGAAUCUUAUUAGUUUAGUUUUCUCUUUGAUUCUAGCUCAUCGUCAGUAAAUAUCCUUAUUAAAGUUUGUUUUAGGAUAUGCUAAAGAAUAAAAUCUGUUAUAGUGUCAUUGUGCCACGCUUUAGGAAGCUCUGACCCUUGUCCAGGUCGGAAAGACCCUACUGAAAGGUCUUGGUCCCACGUAAAGGUGGACUAGGCUCAGAGUGUCAGAAGGCUAACCCAAGUCAGCUGGAUGACACCCUAAUUUUCAGUUCAUGUGUCCUAUCCUUUUGUUUUAACUACCUUUACUUUCAGUAUCAUCUGCUUUUGUCUUUGUUUGUGGUUUGAUGUAUUCACUUCUUGGUCUUGGUUAUCGAUGAAGGGAUGGGCCGGUUAGUGUAAAUGGUAUGCAUACAAAUAAACAUAGACACAAAAAAAUUAACUUCUGAUCAUGUGAAUCUUCUAGACGGUCGGGUGCUAGGGAUUCUACCAUGAUUUUGGGUACGUAAGUCUGUGGUUUUAAAAUAUGGUCUCAGGUUGGUAUGUUACUCACAAUUCUGGUGCUCAUUGGUUCUCUGCAUAUUCGUGACCCCGAAUUUUUUUUGAAACGAAACUUGACAUUCAGGUUGAUUUGGAAUAUAUGUUAUAAGAUAUUAACGUUGACCAUAUCUGACAUCAGCCAGAGGCACAACUGCCUCAAGUAAAUCUUUAUUCAGCUUUAAGUAUGUUUGCAAAUUAGGUAGGGUGGUCUACCAAUGUGUUUGAGUAAACAUGGUGGUUUAUGGUUAUCAGUGGUUUAAGGUUGCUAUGAUUGGUUAAUAUGAGUGAAUUUUUGCCGGUCAGAAGAAGUCCAGGUUCCUUAUGCUUGUUAAAUGACUCAUGAGUUUGAUUCCUUCUUUAAAGUAGACGAGAAUUGUCACAUUAUUAAGUGGUCAUUCUGGCGAAAGUGGAAUGAGUCAAAUCAGAAAACUUUAAUCAAAAAGUAUCCAGCUGUUAAAAAUAUUCUAAACCAAAAGUUACCACCUGAAAAAUCAACAUAUUUAAUAUUGUGAAACAUUAUUCAUCUGUGUUCCAAAUUAUUCAUAUCAAGCCCCGUUUUAUAUAAGAUACUUUUAGGUGUGGAUUUUUAUUUGAGCUAUACUUGGACUGCUUUUGUUGUGGUGUGGAGAUCCGAUAUAUUUUUUUUUGCAUUGUCCCUUUCCUUCAUACCUGUAUACAGAAAAUUUCUAAAUUUCAGUCAUGAUUUAGUGGUUUAAGAUUUUUUUUUGGUUAUCAAUCAGUCAUGACAAAAAUGAAUUGUGUAAGAUAGCAUGGUUGUAGUUGUUGGCGGGUUAUGAUUGGUUGGUGCUGCUUAUAAGUUGCGGGUGUGAAUAGUGUCCUGAGCCUUUUCCCCUGCUGCAUAUCUUCUUUGGGUUUUGAUUAGGUGCGUGAGAUAUCCAAACUGUCUUUGUUGAAUAAGUGACUAUGUAAACGGAUGAAGUCUAGCUCAUUGUUGAUUAUAGCACCACUGUAGGAGUCAAAUGGCCAACCAGUAGCCAGAAGCAUUUGCAAUGCUUGGAAGAUGUGAAACUUCUAGGAGACUCGGCGGCAGGUUUGCUACCAUGGUGCAAAUGGUUGUAUAAUGGCAGAAAUAUUUGUCAUAAUGUCUUUUCUUAUGCUGUAUAGAGUACAAGAUGAGGAAAUGUGCUCAAGUAAUCUGACAACAAACUGCAUACUACAUACCUGGAUGUAUUUUAUUUUUUUACAUCAGUGAUCUUUGGAAACAAUAGCUUAUGUUUAUUGUCCCGCGCUUUAUUUACGACUUUGAAUCUACUGACGUGUGUUUUUGUCCAAUACAAGGUCUUUUUGUCCGGUUUAAAUUCUCUGAAUACUGAUGUAUUGAACUCUAGUUUUAGAUUGGCCCUAUUGUAUAACUUGGAAGGGUGUUCGUUUCAACCUAUUAAUAUCUUUUUAAAAGAGAGUGAGUAAGCGCUCCAACAUCCUCUAUUACAGCCUCCUCUGUGUUUUCUAUCCUUUUUGUGUGAAUUCUCAGAUGUGUACAGAUACUUUUUAAAAUUUUGGUUUAUUGCUUAUCAUAAUUAUCUCGGAGAUACUUACCGUUCUAGUUUUGCUUUGCAGUAUGUACUGCGAGACAGCACAAAGGGUGGAAAGGACAGGUCAAGAACGAUUUUAGUGCCAAGGAGGGAUGAAGCUACGAGUAGAGAAGCGUUAGAUGAGGAAACAGGUAAUGCGAAUUGUAAUCUGCAAUUUCAGUAUUAAUUACUCGAUUCAUUUCCUUUGUUAGGAGGUUACACGUCUUUCAUGCUGUUCUUAUGCUGGCCGCACGAAUUUGUCCGUUAUAUGUAGAAGAUUGCUAAUUUUUUUGACAGGAUCUACAAGCAUUUAAACUUUGAAAUCCCGAAAUCCACCAGCUUACAUAUAAAGUCAUCUAAGCUUUUAAGUGAGAAAUGGGUGACAUGAUAUGUGAAUGUUAUCUUAAUCAGAAAUAUAAUUGAGCUAUGCUUAUAACAGAUCCUCUAUGGAUCUAUAUUAUCCAGCAUAGCCACGCCAAAGGCUACAUAGAUGGCCCAAGUUGGCAUACAUGCCUAUGAUAUUAUGAGCCAUGUUAGAUGCUUAUUAAGCGUUUGGUGCUCCUCUGUUGGAAUGUAUGCUUGACGUAAGUGUGCCUACUUAAUUCUGAAAAAUGGUCAAAGUUUGCCUACAUCAGGGAGAAUGAUCAAUUCUGAAAUCGUGGAAGGGGAGAUAAGGGAAGGGGGAUUAUAGCGAUGGAUGCUUGUUAGGUACCUGCAGAAGAGAGAUUGACCAUAGAGUUGUUGACCAAGUACAACAAUCUGACGAAGCACAGUUAAUUGUGUAUUACGUAUUCCACUGAAGGUCCUUAGAAGGCUGGCUUUGUGGAGAAAGUAGACCAUCUAAUUUGUCAGAUGAGGAUCUAAUUUGUCAGUAGGGAAACUAAAUGAUAAAGUUUAGAUUUUAGAGGUGGAUUGUGUCCCAUUCUGUACGCUUCAGGGGAUAGCGUAAGUGAAUAUAUUGGCUCAGAAUGGUUCGUUUAUGUUUCCUAAAAAGAUGGGAGAAUGUUGGGGGGAUGGUCUUGUGAGCAUCGAUUAUAACAAGCUAAGCUCACCUUACCUAGUAUUCCAUAGCAUUUGGUCACUGCUUAAUUUUUAUUUUUUUUUUCCAUAGUCAUCUGUCCUCGUUUUGAUGCAAUUAUUCUUUCCAUUGAUCGAUAUGUAGGUACAUAUUUGUUGAGAUUGGAAAAUUUUCAUUUCCCCUCAUCGCUUUGCACCUUGUUACGAAUUAUAUUUAUAACAUCGAAUUCUUUACCUCCAGGGACCGGCUUGAGUGUAAUAGCGACUGGUGCUACUGUAACUGUCGAGUCUGGAAAGAAGAAACUCUUACUUCUGAAAGGGAAAGAGAGAGAUGCUUCUAAUGUAAGAGAUCUGCUAUCUGCCACUCGUGCUUGCUGACUGUUCCCCGCCUUUCAAAUCGUUUUUGGGAACUGUCCUCGUUAUAUUUCUAAUUACAAUUUCUUCACACAGGCGUCCCCUGGUGGACCACAACAACAAGCUGUAACAUCUCCAGCACGGUCUUCUUCAGCGUCAACUACUUUUAGGCACAACCAACGUCAUGGAGGCAGUGGUAAGAUCGUCAAGAGCAUAGUUUCUAAGGAAGCAAGACAAGUCCAAUCACCGUCUGCCGUCAAUAACUCCGACCAACAUUCACAAUUGCCAAAUUUGGAGAAGGACAAGCGCCCGCCUCGGCCUCCAAACUCACGUAUGAUUUCAAAAGAUCAUAUUGCCAGUAAUUUGUCACAUUCUGGUGCCCCUGAUAAUGAUACCAAAAGAUCCUCAGACGACAAACUUGUGGCAAAUGAUUUGCAUGGCUUUGUCACAACUAGUGAAAAGCAAGAUAGGCGAACUAGAAAGAAAGAUAGACUAGACCGUGUUUGGACUCCACUUCGUCGAGCACAAGGAUUGCAUGCUAGUGAUGAUUCUCUUUCUUCAUCAUCUUCUCUUACUGCAAAUGCUUUAUCUGAGUCUUUGGAUGGGAUGCCCAUUUCUUCACAAGUGGCUGCGGUUAGCAAAUCUUUUGAUGAUGAUUCAGGUAACCAGAGUUCUCAUAUAGGAGUUGGAACUGGUUCCUCAAACAUGCAUGAGUUAUCAUCGAGCCAUAUGGAGAUGAAAAGUGAGAUACCAGUUGCCAGCAGAAGUGGGGAAGGCAGAGGCCUUGGUAGCGGGCGUGGCAGACAUUCUGUGACCGAGAAUAGUAAGCUCUUGCCAGAUUUCUGAAGUCUAAGAAAAGCCGUGUUAUGCCCAUCUCUUAUUUUCUUUCCUUUCUCUUACCUUUCAAUGUGAUCAGGUUCACAGAAACAUAUUGGACGCCGCGGGCAAUCUCAUGGAUUGAGGGAAACUGAUGGGUCUCUAGGUUACCCUGAGCCAAAGACUUCUAAGCGUGGUCCCGUCGGCUAUGGUUCGCAUGAGGUGUGCUACGUAGUCGAAUUUUAUAAACCCCCCCCCCCCCCUCCCCUCCCCCCGGAGAAAUCAUUGACAUCGCAACAAAUGAUUUCUGACUUCGGUUAUGUUGCUGUAUCUGCAGAAGCAAGUAUGGGUACAGAAGUCGGGUUCUGGUUCGUAACUUUUGUGAGGUACGUCCCUUCGUCUUCGUAUCUUUUUCUAUUUAAAGAACAAAACAUGUGGGUAUUUUACCUUUCAUUAUUGUAUAUUUGCUUAGUCUGUGCUUCUGCAUCAUAUAUUCAGCACUUUCCUAACGUUUACAACUUGAUGCGACUUAUCAUUUACUCUGGCAGACUGAUUUUAUUGUGGGGACUAUUACCUUAUCAGGUCAUUCUUUGGUUUAGUCAAGCAUAUGAAAUGUGCUUGGAUAUGGCCCUGGUUUUAAUAGGUUAAGAUGCCAGUUUCAAGUAGGGAUAUGUGAGAUUACCGCAAGUGAUUAUUAUUUGAAAUAGAAAUGUUUUCCUUUUAUUAUAAAGAGAGAGAAAAAAAAAAUCUGUCUUCUGACUUAUCUCUCUCUUGGACAACCCUUGUUUGGGCAGUCCCUGAUAUGUUUGAUCAUGUUGGUGUUCGUGAAUCUUCCGACUGUUUCUUUUCUGUUUGUUGACUCUCACUGAAUCGAUCCCCAGAUUUACCAUCUUUGGAGGUGGUAAAUCUCUGGUAGUCGCUAAGAAAAGAAACAGCCAAGAAAUUGUGAUUAAUUUACCAGUUUUUAGCAUGGUCAAUUCCUUGGCUAGAAAUCUUUGUGGGGUACAUAGAAACAUUCAUCCCUUGGGCGAGAGAGAGAGAGAGAGAGAGAGAGAGAGAGAGGCAUGCAUGCAUAUUCAGAAGCUAUCAAAGAACACGGCACCCUGUGUUCGGUGAUUCCAGGAUGGUCUACAUUGUAUGAGAUUUCUCACAGGCGUGCUCCUGUUUGACUGCAGGCUAGCCGUCAAUUUCAUCUGGGCAUCGGGCAUUAACAUGCUCGUCACCAUGGAUUCUUUCCCGUCAAAGUAAUCAUGGAGCUGUGCAGUGGGGGGUAUGAUUCCCCCCGGGCAAGCUUGGAAGAAGGGGAGGGGUGCGGCGCCUCAGAUCACGGUACAUUACAUUACAUUCCGAGUAGCAAGGUAGUGAGACGCACAGGUUAG
Molecule: messenger RNA, 9810 nt
Organism: Spirodela intermedia
Lineage: Eukaryota; Viridiplantae; Streptophyta; Magnoliopsida; Alismatales; Araceae
Source: the annotation of a GenBank genome assembly